Molecule: messenger RNA, 835 nt
Organism: Esox lucius (northern pike)
Lineage: Eukaryota; Metazoa; Chordata; Actinopteri; Esociformes; Esocidae
Gene: fshb
Product: follicle stimulating hormone subunit beta
Exons: 3
Coding region: 58-537 (159 amino acids)
Biological process (GO): G protein-coupled receptor signaling pathway; ovulation
Cellular component (GO): cytoplasm; extracellular region
Molecular function (GO): hormone activity
Source: RefSeq, a predicted model, not a curated record
GUGUCACCUUGUGGGUCUGUAACAAGACCAAACAUUCCAGGCAUAGUUUCAAAAUCAAUGAUAACAUUUCUGCCAGGCAGAUACCUGAACAGACCUGUAACUCCUUGUGGAAGGAUUAUGUACUGCACACAGUUGAGGACACUGCUUUUGGUUGUCACAGCAAUGCUGUGGUUGACACCGGUGGGGGCAGGACCAGACUGCAUGUACAGCUGCAGACUACAGAAUAUGACAUUCCCCCUGGAGAGAGAGGACUGCCGUGGAAGCGUCAUCAUUCCCACCUGCGCAGGCCUGUGCAAAACCGAGGAUCUGAACUAUUAUAGCAAGCGGAUACCACAUGCCCAGGGUGUGUGUAACUUCAAGGACUGGUCCUAUGAGGAAGUCUACUUGGAGAGCUGUCCACCGGGGGCGGACCCUUUCUUGAUACCUGUGGCCAAGAGCUGUGAUUGCAGCAAAUGCAAGAUGGAUAGCACAGACUGUAAUCGUAUGAGCACGGCAACAUCAUACAGCUGCCAACAACAUUUCCCAUUGGAAAUGUAGAAGUUUGAAGUUUAAUUUAGUCCUGCAACAGCCUGUCUAGACAAAGGUAGCCAACAAAAUUAAGCAAUGGUUUCAUUUCAUUGUAUGGUACUUUUUCAAUUGUUUGUUCUACCAAUGGGAACUUUCUGGAAUUCACUUCAAAUAAUUUAACACUAUGCAUACCUACCCGAUUCAACAUUGUGGUCGUUGUUCUAAAAAUGCAUAUUAAAGAAACACAUUUAGGUCAUAAAUUGUGUAAGGACAAUGACAUUGUAGAAGUACAUAAAUACUCUGUUCUGCAACAUAAAGUUCUACUGUA